This is a messenger RNA of Armigeres subalbatus, 3746 nucleotides long. It is a transcript of the gene Sb, whose product is annotated as serine proteinase stubble. The transcript is spliced from 14 exons. Gene Ontology annotation, biological process: proteolysis. Gene Ontology annotation, molecular function: serine-type endopeptidase activity. NCBI's taxonomy places the organism in Eukaryota, Metazoa, Arthropoda, Insecta, Diptera, Culicidae. The coding region runs from base 1384 to 3255 and encodes 623 amino acids. The record is from RefSeq and is a predicted model, not a curated record.
GAACUCUCCGUCAGUGGUCUCUUGACUGCGAUCCGGUACAGUCGCGUCGUGGUGCUCGUCGCUAGUUCCCGAACGAUUUCGGGUUGGUGGUCCUGCCGAGACUUGGAAAUUGUUGAUCGGUUUUCGGUGCAUUUUUUGUGUGUUGAGUUAAUUUGUUGAGACUAUAUUUUGUUGGGAUCGUUGCAGUAAAUCUGCACAUUUUUUUCGUUGAGGUGCUGGAAGCGAUUCACGCCUUUAAGCUAGAAGCAGUCUAUUAUGUGCGAACUUUCUUACGACUCGUGGACAGUACAAGUGGAAUAGAGAUUUUGGUGCUUUCAAGAAGUGCAUGAAAAUUGCAAGCAGACAACAUUUACUCAGUGGAGGAAUUUGUGUUAUUAAGUGCAGUGGGUUUUGAUUUGUGAAGAAUUUCAAGAAAAUCUUCAAUUGAUGUAUGGAGUAUUCUAUGGAAUGAGUGUGAAUUUUUUUCUCGAACCAGGAGCGAUGCAGAUUUGAAAGGAAGAUCAAUCAUUGUGCUGGUGAUCAUUUCCGACAAGUUAUUAUCAUAUCUGAACACAGUCGGUGCACAAAUGGAUUUAUGCUACAUAGCGGAUGCUUUAACGAGUGCAAUUGGAAAGGCAGUGGUGCAAAGUUAUUGGAACGUGUUAUAAACUAUAAAAAGCAGUGUUUAUUAGUUUGAUAAAGCUAAGCUUGCAGAUUUCGGCAAGUGGCAACUAAAAUAACCUGCUGAUCUUGGCACUUUGCCUGUGCGGUGCUUUACUGGCUGGUUUAAUACGUGUGAAAAAGAAACGACGAAAAGAAAAACUUUUGACAAACUGAAUAAAAAGUGAAACUCUGCUUACUGAAGCGAUAUAUGUGAGAAAGACAGUCAGAAUCCGCAAGGCGCCGUAUCCCCUGUUGAAACCGUUUGGUGAGUGUGACCAACGACAGGUGUAAGAUAAAGAAACUGUGAAUUUGGUGUUAAAAUUGAAUGUGAUUGAAUUUAAAUUAAGAAGAGUCUACGAAAUCCGAUCCUAGAACAAGUUCGUCUGCCAUUGGUGCAUUGAAAUCGCUUGUUUUCUGCUUUCAAGUUCUCGAAUCAUCCGUGGCUUAAUCCGACUAUACCCGCGUGGAGAACAUAGUGAACGGUUUUUCUUGUGAAUAACAUCGAUACAGAGAGAAUCAAUCGAACCGAGAAGAGCAAAACAACGGACAACUAAUUAAGAUGCUGCCAAAAUGAUUGAUCAUAUUCUUCAAAUUUGCCCACCAUAAUGCUAUUAAUUCAGCAAUUUUAAAACCCUGCACUAUUUAAAUGGAACACAACUCUCGAGGCUGUCGGAUAUUUUUGAAUUUGUCAGAUCAGAUCUGUUGAUAUGCUGAUGUUCAUGUCGCUACAACUGGACCCUGAUGGUGGAUUUAGGUACUUUGAGAAGCUCCACCACAAUGUGGAGUCGAUGGACCGCAUCGAUUCUACUGGUCUUCACAUAUUGGAUAGCGCAAGCAAAUACCGGUUCUAGUCACAGCAGCUUCAAGAUUAAUCCCAAACCUUGCACAGUGAACGGCAUCGAAGGUACCUGCAUGUUCGUAUGGGAAUGCAUCAAAUCCGAGGGCCAGCACGUGGGCGUCUGCAUGGACUCGUUCAUGUUCGGGUCUUGCUGCUCGCACAAUCUCACCGAAAAUGUGAUACCACAAAACUACCACCAGACUGUAACCUACCGGCCGAAGCCGGCCGGCAGCAAUAAGUAUAAGCCACCGAAACCUAGUACUUUCGUUAGUAGCAAUGGCUACACGACGAUUUACCGCCCUGGAAACGGCGGUACGUUGGUGAUUCGCCCAUCGCAUAAUCACCACCACCACCAUCAGCACCAGAAACCAUCGUCAUCCUCCUCUAGUAGUUCUAGUAAUAGCAAUAACAUCAACAGUCAUCUUUUUAGUCAAAAGCCAACAGAGGGCACUGUACAUAAACACUCUACCUUAUCGACGCCUGCGCAGCUGACGGACCUGGAGAUGGCAGGCAGUAGUAUGUCAACUGGUAUUUAUACCACCCACUGGCAGGCUACUACAGAACCUAGUUUUAUAACGAAAACGCGGCCUCCGAAACCGAGUAAGCCGUCAAAGAAACCGAUUUUAUCGAUUUCUAACAACAUUCAAAGUACUGUCUUGAAACCAAAACCAUCGGCCAAGCCGACCAAACCAAGUACCACUACUAUUAAAAAUCCUACCCAGAUUAGUAUUAUUAGUUCGAGCACCUGGCGACCAGCGCCGGUGUAUUCGUCAAGCUCGUCAUCAUCGACGAUGACGACGACGACAACGUCGACGUCGACUGCGUUAUCGUCGACGGUGGUGCAGUCCACCAGUUUAGCCACCUCAAUUGACACCAACACAAAUGCUCAGGUUGUGGACGUGUCAGCAUCAUCUGUGAUCGGCGACGAAGGUUACUCGUCGUCCCCUGAGCUUUAUACGGCGGCACCAGGACGAUACACGAUAUCAGCCGCAAGGAAUUACGAAUGCGGCGUGCAAACGAUGGGUCGACCGGAGACGCGGAUUGUGGGUGGCAAAAAUGCCCCCUUCGGACGGUGGCCGUGGCAAGUGUCGGUCCGGCGGACGUCCUUUUUCGGUUUCUCCAGUACGCAUCGCUGCGGCGGGGCUGUGAUCAACGACAACUGGAUUGCCACCGCUGGGCACUGUGUAGAUGACCUGCUGACGUCCCAGAUACGGAUACGGGUCGGAGAGUAUGACUUUUCGCACGUGCAGGAGCAAUUGCCGUACACGGAACGUGCCGUCGCGAGGAAAGUAGUCCAUCCAAAGUACAACUUCUUCACUUAUGAGUUUGAUCUGGCACUGGUGAAGCUGGAACAGCCGCUCGUGUUCGCUCCGCACAUAAGUCCAAUCUGUCUGCCAGCGACGGAUGAUCUGCUAAUCGGUGAAAAUGCCACCGUCACCGGUUGGGGCAGGCUCAGCGAGGGUGGCACGUUGCCAUCGGUUCUGCAGGAGGUGUCGGUGCCGAUUGUCAGCAACGACCGGUGCAAGUCGAUGUUCCUGCGGGCCGGACGGCACGAGUUCAUCCCGGACAUUUUCCUGUGUGCCGGCCACGAAACCGGCGGUCAAGAUUCCUGCCAAGGCGACUCGGGUGGACCACUGCAGGUCAAAGCCAAGGAUGGCCACUAUUUUCUCGCUGGCAUCAUAUCCUGGGGCAUCGGGUGCGCCGAGGCUAACCUUCCCGGUGUUUGCACAAGGAUAUCGAAAUUUGUUCCAUGGAUUCUGGAUACCGUUUUGUGAUAGAUGAGUUUUAAGAGGUGAUGAAGAUGACAAUGGAGCGCGUGUAAUGGAGGAAGCAGAAAAAGUGUUCAAUCAGUAAACGGAAAAGACUUGAUUUUUUAUGUAUAACUCAAUGUACGAACAAAGAACGAUUAUAGUCUAUGUACAUAUUCGAGUAUUUUUUUCGAGAUGAAGAGAAUCGAUGCAAAGCUUCUGUUCUCGUGGAUCAGGAAUUCUUCAGUAAAUAGCUGCUAACCACGCACAAUGUAUUUUAAACAAGUCAAAUUAGAACACCGCUGUAAAAUUUGUAUAAUUAACACCGAAGCACUGCCUUUGUAAAUAACCUUGUAUCAUAUGUUAUUGAAAAAUAGUGUUAGAUAAAUUUAUUAGAAUUGUAUAUAACCUUCCAAACGUAUGCGCAAUAGUUUUGCAAUAUUGUUAACACGUCAGUUGUUAAUUUGUAUUUAUAUGCAAAUAAAUCAAUUAUUAUAACGUAUUUCCAAAGAAUGAAA